This is a messenger RNA of Bipolaris sorokiniana ND90Pr, 778 nucleotides long. RefSeq lists its product as uncharacterized. The record is from RefSeq and is a predicted model, not a curated record. NCBI's taxonomy places the organism in Eukaryota, Fungi, Ascomycota, Dothideomycetes, Pleosporales, Pleosporaceae. The transcript is spliced from 3 exons. Bases 122 to 616 code for a protein of 164 amino acids.
GCGGCUAGUAGCUGGAUCUCAGGGUAGUCUUUGCAGUGCAUACCGGACUUUUCUGCGGUGCUUGGUAGCAGCGUUGUGUAGAACCUCCUAACGGCGUGUACGACUUUGAACGACAAACAUAAUGGCUCUCUCAUCGAAUGGACGAGGAAACGGGCCCAACGCCACUGUUGCUCAACGCCUCCAAAAGGAACUCAUGGACAUCAUGACCAAGCCCACGCCCGGCAUCACGGCCUUCCCCGACGACGAAAACAUGACAAAGUGGACCGCCACCAUCGACGGCCCCGCAGACACACCCUACGCAAACCUCGUCUUCAAGCUCUCCAUGGAAUUCGCAAACAACUAUCCCUACAGCCCACCAACCGUGCUCUACAAAACCCCCAUCUACCACCCCAACGUCGACUUCUCGGGCCGCAUCUGCCUCGACAUCCUCAAGGACAAGUGGAGCGCAAUCUACAACAUCACCACUGUGCUGUUGAGUCUGCAGAGUUUGCUGGGUGAACCGAACAACUCGAGCCCUCUAAACGGCCAGGCUGCCGAGCUCUGGGACAAGGACCCUGCAGAGUACAAGCGUCUCGUACUGGCUCGCCACAAAGCACCCGAGGAACUAGACGCCUGAUCGAUACAGUACACACAUAGUACAUACAUAUCACGGGACUACUAUUCCUUUCCGUUCUUUCCGUUCCGUUUCCCCCCCCCUCUUAUGUUUUUAUACCAAGUCAGGGUUUUACGGAAAGCGACUUCUCUCGGCCGCCGGUGUAUCUCUGGUUCUGUUGAGUGG